Molecule: messenger RNA, 462 nt
Organism: Australozyma saopauloensis
Lineage: Eukaryota; Fungi; Ascomycota; Pichiomycetes; Serinales; Metschnikowiaceae
Exons: 1
Coding region: 1-462 (153 amino acids)
Biological process (GO): protein transport; vesicle-mediated transport
Cellular component (GO): AP-1 adaptor complex; intracellular membrane-bounded organelle
Molecular function (GO): clathrin-cargo adaptor activity
Source: RefSeq, a predicted model, not a curated record
AUGCCUGUCCAAUUCACUCUUUUGUUAUCCAGACAAGGAAAAGUCCGGUUGUCCAAAUGGUACAGAGCCACGAGUCAAAAAGAAAAAUCCAAGAUCACGCGAGAACUCACAACCAUUAUCUUGUCGAGACGAGCCAAGAUGUGUAACAUUCUCGAGUAUAAAGACAUUAAGAUUGUCUAUCGCCGAUAUGCUUCGCUCUUUUUCGUCAUGGGUAUUGAUGCCUCCGAUAACGGUUUGUUGACCCUUGAAAUUAUCCACAGGUACGUCGAGCAAAUGGACAAAUUGUUUGGCAAUGUUUGUGAGCUCGACAUCAUCUUUGGUUUUUCGAAGGCCUACUACAUCUUGGAUGAAUUGAUACUAGAUGGUUACGUGAUGGAGUCAUCCAAGCGAGAGGUGAUUAAAAAGGUGUCGCAGCAGGACGAGCUUGAGAACAUGGAUGAGUUUGAAACUGUCAUGGCUUAG